Molecule: messenger RNA, 468 nt
Organism: Salvelinus fontinalis (brook trout)
Lineage: Eukaryota; Metazoa; Chordata; Actinopteri; Salmoniformes; Salmonidae
Gene: pth2
Product: parathyroid hormone 2
Biological process (GO): neuropeptide signaling pathway
Cellular component (GO): extracellular region
Source: RefSeq, a predicted model, not a curated record
AUGGCUGGCUUGGCUCCUCCCGCUGCCUCACGCCCCGCCCUCCUGCUGCUGACCCUAAUGGCCAUAACUCUGGUGUCCUCCAGCUACCCUCAGCCACGCCUCCAACCCAUACACAGAGGCACCUCUCCAGGCGAUCCAGGAGACAAGAGGGAGGAUUGGGAGGUUCUCUGUCCCUCCAUCUUGCUCACUCCGAGCAUGCAGAUGAUGUCAGCCCCAGACUUUGGUGCGGCCAAGAGCAAGGCGGAGCUCCUGGGCUCUCAAUUGGGCCAGUCGCAGAUGGACAAGGACAUGGCCAAGGGCUGGCUGGGUGACUGGGCUCUGCAGGGAUCUAACAAUGAGGAGAAGAGGAACAUCGUGGUGGCAGAUGAUGCAGCGUUCAGGGAGAAGAGUAAGCUGCUAACUGCCAUUUAGAGACAGAAGUGGCUUAACUCCUAUAUGCAGAAACGGUUGGUUGUCAACUCCCAGUAG